This is a messenger RNA of Wyeomyia smithii (pitcher-plant mosquito), 3621 nucleotides long. Its product is annotated as autophagy-related protein 13 homolog. Gene Ontology annotation, biological process: protein localization to phagophore assembly site; mitophagy; piecemeal microautophagy of the nucleus. The coding region runs from base 564 to 1805 and encodes 413 amino acids. The transcript is spliced from 5 exons. Lineage: Eukaryota; Metazoa; Arthropoda; Insecta; Diptera; Culicidae. Gene Ontology annotation, cellular component: extrinsic component of membrane; cytosol; phagophore assembly site. The record is from RefSeq and is a predicted model, not a curated record.
UAAUUGUUUCUUCCACAGUCCGCAUUGUUUGUGCACCAUUUCAGCGUACACAUCUCAAUUUUUUCGAUAUCGUGGUUCGGAAGAAGGAAAAAACUGCUCUAUUCUAGUGGAAAAUAUAACCAAAAUCUGUUUGAUCGUUUGAUUUAAUGUGAAUUUGGAAGCCGUGAGAAACACAGUGACUGUGUGAACAUCUUUUUGCAACGUUUGCCGAAAGGCAAUCCCGUGAGAAAGUGUGCAAGUGGAAAUUUUGUUUGUGGUUUGAUUGGAAACUAAAUACAGCCUGUCUAUUUCAGUCUGAAGCAGAUUUCAAUAGUGUUUUUGAUUGGUGAAAUAUAAUUAGAGACGAACCAAGUGGAGUGUUUUGUUGAAAAAUCAGAAAAAAACAUCAAGGUUGGAGCUGAACCUAACCUGCAGUCUAUGCCAAGUUCAACAUCGCCAUCGACGAUCAACCGGACGUUCUGAAGGAAACGAAGAAAGCGCUCGAAAUCAGCCAGCAUGAGUCGAUCGUUACGCGGCUCCCGCUGUGCGUAGAGAUUUCCCUCCAAACCGUCGAGGGUGAUAAUAUGAUACUGGAGGUCUGGUCUCUCAGUGUGCAGAAAGACCAGUGCGAUUUGCAGCUCCGGGCGACACACGCCAUCUACAAUCGUAUGGGACUAUUGUUGAAGUCGCUGCUCUCCGUUACGCGCUCAACGCCCGCAUAUAAACUUUCCCGCCGGCAGAGUGCCGACUCGUACCAGAUUUUCUACCGAAUCUACAUCGGUGAACCGCAGACCCAUCAGUUGGGCGAUGGUCACAAACAGUUACGCGUCGGACAGUUGUGCACCCAGAUCGGAACGCUAACCAUGGCAGUAGCCUUUCGCACCAAGAUGACUAUCUCGCCCACACAAACCGGACGGGAUAACACCAUUAUGCUGAAAAGCGACCACUUCCUCAAGGAUAUCAGCCCAAAGCACAUCCGCUACAAUUACAACAAGAAAAAUGAAAAGAAGAUUAUCGACUUGGACAAACCAAUGCGGUGUGGAGCCUUUGUGGAUGCAUCCCGCGUGAAACAGUACACCGAGGAGGACUUUAUCUUGCCGGAGACGCCACCCUUUCACUGGUUGCUACCGAAGCCAAAGGACGACACAAUUUCGCUGAAGAGUGGCACCGACGAGGACCGGCAGUCAAUCAAUUCCCCGAUCGCAGAUGAAAACUCGUCGACUAAUGCUAACAACAACAAUACCGUCACCAACCUCAACAACGUUAACAACAACAGCAACAAGGGUUCUUUCGAAUCAGCGGGAGCGAUGAAUUUCCGGUUGUCACAGUCGCCGAAAAGUGGCGAGUCAAAUAUAAGUGCCGCUGCGACAAUAGCGACAACCGCCACCGCCACAACCAACCCUGCUACUGGAACCAAUUCGGGUUCGCCACCAGCUUCACUGACCGGGGAGUUCCGGAGGUCGUCACGGUGGUCGAUUCGACAGACCGGACCGGAAGACGAGCGGUUGCUUAAGGAAUUGCACUUUCCUUUCGCGGCCAGCAACUCACCGAUCGGCGACCUGGCCAAGUUCUACCGCGAGUGUUUCAAUGCGCCUCCACUGCAGGAGUUCAAUCAGCUGUCGAAUGUUAUUUCGAACGUCGAUGACGAAGAGGCCGCCAAUGCGGACGACGCUGGCCGGAUACUGACGGCCGCCGACGGUGCUGGCGACGAGGACGACGUCGACGAUUUGACGCGACAACUGGAGCAGUUCGAGACGUCCCUGCCGGAGUUCGAAACCUUGGUGACGUCCCUCUGCCAGACGGUGGACAGCAAUUCCAACAGUUAAGAAGGGAACGAUGCUGGACACUUGCGAGACUGAAGGUGAAGGCAAAGCCACCGUCGUGUGCAGUGGGCAGGGAUUAGGGGGAUGGGGUAUUGUUCCGGGGCGAAGUCUUUUGGCAGUUUUUCUUAGUCAUUUAAGGGAAAAGUCGACUGAUUGAUGAUAUUCAUCUAUACACCAAUGUUUAUUUGUUUGUUUUCUUAUUUGUUUCUUUUAGACUUAGGAAUGGUAGCGUAAACGUAGCCAUUAAGGAAGACAUUUAUUUCAGUUUUUUUUGGGAAAGGAUAAUUGUGUAUUAUAAACUAGCUGAUCAGGAACGUAGAUAGCAUCCUAGGACAUACAAGAAUUAAUUGCUGUACAUAAUUUGGAAGAGGGCCUUUUUUAAAAAACAAAAAUUGCUUAAUAGCAAAAGCAAACCUUACUCGGCAGGAUGUUUUAUAUGGAAGAGUAGUUGUAUGGUAGAAAGCAGAAAGCUACUUUAAAGUAAUACACAAUGUUGAAUGCAGAAAUAACAAAGUUCCUUACGUUUGUCACUUUUUUCGGUUCCAAACAAUUAGCAUACAUAUCCUCAGAGUAUUUAUGGGAUUUUAUUUUGGGCAAGAGGAUUGUUGUCUAAUUAUUUUAAAUUAUCCCGUAAGUGAAGCCAUUCUUAAAUUUUUUUUCCAAGUCAUAUUGGUAUCUAGAGCACGCUUGUCGGGCGAGAGCAAAACCGAUCAAUUGCAUUUCGGAAGCGUUCAUGCGACGAAAACUGGCAGAUAGAGUCUUCUUUCUUUGCCAUUUUGCGUCAAUUUGUCGAAUGCUGUUUUCUUUGUUUUGUUUAGAGAAUCAUUUUAAUCGUUUUUGCUCUUCUUUUGACGAAGCGUCAAAAGCUACUGUAAGUUUAUAUUUUAUGAUAAGAGAUGAUAUUUUUAUUCCCAUUUUUUCGUCUUACAAGGAAAUAGACCAUAGAUAUAAGCAAAGCUUUAUUGAAUAAUUUGCUACAUAAUCAACUGUUUAGCAUAAAAGUUUCAUUUUAGUUUUUCGUCUGCGUCGGUCGAAUAUUCAGCAAAAUCUAAGACAAUGAAAUCAAUCAGAGUUCAGCUUUUUUUUCCAAAUUUAAAUUUUUAUUUUUAGCAUUCUUUUUUAGAAGACUGAGUGGAACUAGUUUUGCUCUAACAUAUAUUAGUCAAAAUUGGCAAUCAAAACCAUUGGGUUACACGAUUUAAAAGACGCAAACCGAACGGUCUGAUACGAAGCGAAUACCGGUUUCCUUCGUUUAUAAAUUAAUCAAAAAAGUACAUAUUUAUUGAUGCCUAAAAAUCAGUGUUUAAUUAGAGUAUUGUUGCACUGUUAAUAAUCAAAGGUUUGAAAUUUAUUUUGACUAACGCUUGUCACCUAUUGAAUAAAUAUAAUUGGAGAAAAUCAAUCGAGAGUAAUAUCCAAAGUUGUUGCAUUGUAAAGAAGAGAGUAGAAGAAAACGAAAUAGUGCUUUAUAAUCACCAAUAAAAUUACGCAAAAAGGAAGCUGAAGUUUUUCAGUUUCCGAAUUCUUUGAAGCUAUGAACGCGCAUACCUAUAUGAUGAUAAUUCUAUCUAACUUCUCUCUCAGCCAUAAUCAGUCAGAAUCAUGAACAAAACGAUCGCGAAACCAUAGAUUUGUCUGUCGGAGGAAACUCCGACGAAUUCAUACGUGUCGAAAAAUAUGUUUACUUUUUGCUGCUAUUGUCACAUACACAAGUACCACAUAACAAACAUUUACGAAAAAAAAAACAAGAAUCAUUAUACCUUCCAAAAGAACUAAAAAACUAUUCAAAAAUAAACACAUCACUUUUUGGUUAAACAGA